AUGAGGAAUCAUCCCUUGCUGAACUCUGGUAGCCGUCUAGCUCCAACGGGCAACGAGAACCCUUCAGUGGAUAGCCUAGCGGCCACCUACAUCUGGAUAGAUGGAACUGGGGAGAAUCUUCGAGAAAAGACGCGAACUCUUGACAAGGAAAAGGGUUUGGCCGGCAAAUUUCCGACCUGGGAUUUGACGGAUCGUCGACCUACCAAGCAAAGAGGCGAGGAUUCGGAUUUUGCAUUUGAAGCCAGUCGUCAGCUACCCGGACCCAUUCCUCGGAGGCAAUCAUAA
Ostertagia ostertagi is the source of this 285-nucleotide messenger RNA. The record is from the annotation of a GenBank genome assembly. Lineage: Eukaryota; Metazoa; Nematoda; Chromadorea; Rhabditida; Trichostrongylidae.